AUGCAGUUGGCAGCUCUCUUCUGUUUCUGCAUCUCCGCAGCCUCCGCAGUUAAGCAUUAUGGCUUGACACCCACCGAGGACGUGAGGAACAUGGUAAACCAUCGUGUUCAGGCGUUCUCGGGCGAUGUCAUGAACCUCACCUCUUUGUUCACGACCGACGCCCUUCAUAAUCAUGACGGAGCCGACUUCUUGGCAGCGGAGCUGGGCAUCUUCAACAAGACUCUUGCCGAUGUCUUCCCUCCGCAUACCUCCAGCUCUGGAAACAGCUCCAUUCAAGCGAGAGCCACAGUUGAAGGCACAUGCCAGGGUCAUGGAAAAAUUGAAGAUAACCUGAGCAGUCUUCAGAUCAACAGCAUUUGUUAUUCUAUCGCGGGUGCUGCUGCCAGCCCUAUCACCGCAAUCAUUGGUGUCAUUGACAGCAAUGCUUGCGUGGAGUCAUCCUCUGGUCAUUCCGUUGGCUUGUGCAAGACCAUUUUUAUGAUGAUCAAUACCGCUGGCACGACAUUUACUGGUGGCAUGGUUAGCACCUAUUGCCCUGCUUUCCUCAGUCUCUUUGUGAAAUGCAAGGGCGCUGAUGCACAAGGCAAUCCUAUAAACAACAAGGACAUUGACAUGACUGCGUUCAACACUCAGAAAGACCGCAACUGCGACGGUCCCACUGGGGGCGAGAAAUGUACCGAGGUGCACGUGUAA
This is a messenger RNA of Penicillium crustosum, 693 nucleotides long. RefSeq lists its product as uncharacterized. The coding region runs from base 1 to 693 and encodes 230 amino acids. The record is from RefSeq and is a predicted model, not a curated record. NCBI's taxonomy places the organism in Eukaryota, Fungi, Ascomycota, Eurotiomycetes, Eurotiales, Aspergillaceae. The transcript has a single exon.